UCCCUCCCUCUGUCCUCCAGCACCGGCUGCCAUCCUCUGUCCCUCCAUCUCUGCCCGGCUCCCCCACUCACAGCCCGACCCGGACCUCAAUGACCACACCAUGAUGACAGGGAUCGCCGCCGCCUCCUUCUUCUCCAAUGCCUGCCGCUUCGGGGGCUGCGGGCUCCACUUCACCACCCUGGCCGAGCUGAUCGAGCACAUCGAGGACAGCCAUAUCGACACAGAUCCACGUGUCUUGGAGAAGCAGGAACUUCAGCAGCCGACAUAUGUUGCGUUGAGCUACAUCAACAGAUUUAUGACUGAUGCAGCUCGACGAGAACAAGAAACCUUAAAGAAGAAAAUCCAGCCCAAGCUCUCACUGACAUUGUCAAAUUCUGUAUCCCGAGGAAAUGUGUCAACACCCCCACGUCAUGGGAGCGGCAGCCUCACCCCACCAGUCACCCCACCCAUCACUCCAUCUUCAUCAUUCCGAAGCAGCACCCCUACAGGUAGUGAGUAUGACGAGGAAGAAGUGGACUACGAAGACUCAGAUAGCGAUGAAUCCUGGACCACAGAGAGUGCCAUUAGCUCCGAAGCAAUCCUGAGCUCCAUGUGUAUGAAUGGAGGGGAUGAGAAGCCAUUUGCCUGUCCAGUUCCUGGGUGUAAAAAGAGAUAUAAGAAUGUAAAUGGUAUUAAGUACCAUGCCAAGAACGGCCACCGAACACAAAUACGAGUGCGCAAACCCUUCAAAUGCCGCUGCGGGAAGAGUUACAAGACAGCUCAGGGUCUCCGUCACCACACAAUCAAUUUUCAUCCUCCCGUCUCUGCGGAGAUUAUCAGGAAAAUGCAGCAAUAAAGCUGAAGACAUCUGUGCCAAGAAUCCCUCACCAGCAGAUGAGAAGUUCACAAUAGCCACCUUUUCUGUUUUUCUUUGUUUUUCUGCUUUCCAAUGUAUUUCAGGGGAAGAGCUCAAAAGUCCUAUGAAACCUAAGUUUCAGCGCAUGCUUUAAUCAAAGAAUUCCAGUUGUUUGGAGUUGCCUGUCUUGCAAGGUGUACCUAUCUCCGAUACAGAGUAGAGGAAGCAUUGUGUUGCACAAGACCACAUUGAGUCAGUUCACUGGUAACAGGUGACAUUGCUGUGGUCUAAAGCACUAAGUGCCUCAAGCCACAGUGAUAUAGCUUCAUUCCACAGACUCCAGUUCUAGGGGAAUUGACAAGCUUUGUUCUUGGCCAACCUACAAAAUGACUUCUCCUUUUUGUACGGGCAAUAGGUACUUCCUAAGGAAAAUUACCUUUUUGUACUUUGCACACAUAAGUCACAAGACCCAUUUUCAUUAAUUUAAUAAGGUGCUACAGUAAUUAUAUAAAGAAUCAUAUUCUUUUGGGGAAAUGCAUAUGCCCCUCCACCCAGAAUUAAACUCAAUUGGGAUGUA
Rana temporaria (common frog) is the source of this 1412-nucleotide messenger RNA. It is a transcript of the gene JAZF1, whose product is annotated as JAZF zinc finger 1. Bases 101 to 835 code for a protein of 244 amino acids. NCBI's taxonomy places the organism in Eukaryota, Metazoa, Chordata, Amphibia, Anura, Ranidae. Gene Ontology annotation, cellular component: nucleus. The transcript is spliced from 5 exons. The record is from RefSeq and is a predicted model, not a curated record.